GGUUAAACAAUGACAAUUUUAUGAUUGGGUUACACUACAACAAGCUUCUGGUUAAAUCAUCGAGACUAAAAUGUGUGGCAUUUGCUGUGUUUUCUCUUCAGUUGACGGAUCAGAUCAGCAUACCCAUGAACAGAGCAGGCUGGCACACAGAGGUCCGGACAGAAGUCACCAGUGCAGUCUCAAUCUAGCCUGCGGUUUAAAGGCCACCUUCAUUGGGCAUGUGCUACAUCUCCGUGGCAACUGCCUGGCAACACAACCUGCUGAAGAUGCAUAUGGAAACUUGUUGCUUUGGAAUGGGGAAAUAUUUGAUGGAAUCGAGGUACCUGAUGGUGAAAGUGACACCGAUGUCUUGUUGGCAAAGCUUGGAUGUUGCAAAAAUGAGGAUGAAAUACUGGCAACAAUGGCACAAGUUCAUGGCCCUUGGUCCUUUAUUUACUGGCAGAAAGACAAUCAGAGCCUGUGGUUUGGGCGAGACAUGUUUGGUAGGCGUAGUCUUCUGUGGCAUCUACCAUCUGAUUGGAAGGAUGAAUUCUACCUUUCCUCUGUGAAACUUGACAACAAGGUUCACACAGAGGUUCCUGCAAUAGGCAUCUUUAAGUUGACUCCCCCAGCCUCACAGACUGGUUGCUAUAGCAUCACAGUGUUUCCAUGGAGACUUGCAGUGUGGCCAGGGACACUAGAACCCGUGCAACAGGAUUUCAGCAAUAGGCUUUCUGCUGGUCAGAGCCUGUCAGAAGGUUAUGUUCAGGUAACACUUUCGUCGAAUGAGGUUCCUUCACACCGACCUACUAUCAACAGAACCUUUCCACCUGAUGGACUGUCCCGGCCACCUGCUCUUCCAGGACAGAGUCACCUAGAAUACCUGCAGGAUCCGAAAGAGGCUGGCUCAGAUGACGAGAACGUGUUGCAAACCAGCGAGCAGUACAGGAAGCUUUCUGACCAGCUGCUUUCUGUGCUGUUGAUGGCUGUUAAGACUCGAGUCCAUAAUCAUGUACCGUUGAAGCGUCAAACGGUAAUUAAUGACAGUUCAGUUGACAGCACUGUUGAGCAGAAUUCCAAUGGCUGCAAUUCACUGGACAUGCCUGAUACCUGCAUGAAGUCCGAAGCAAGAAUUGCCAUACUGUUUUCAGGUGGCAUUGAUUCCACAGUGAUAGCGGCAUUGGCAGACAGAUGUGUUCCCAUCAGAGAGCCUAUAGACCUUCUAAACGUGGCUUUUGAACAGAUUCCAAAAGAGCAAGAUAAGAGAAGAAAAAGAUGUGAACAUGCAUCUGAGUCUAAUCGCUGGAGCGUGCCAGACAGACUGACAGGCUACACUGCACUCUCAGAACUCAAUCCAGACCGACCUUGGAACUUCAUAGAGGUGAAUGUGACAGGAGAAGAACUAAAAAUAACAAGAGAGGCCCACAUAAAGGAGCUGGUGUACCCGCUCGUGACGGUACUAGACGACAGCAUCGGCUGUGCAGUGUGGUUUGCCACCCGUGGUUGUGGGACACUGGGUAACGGUCCUCACCAGGGCGCCAGGAUAGUCAGCACUGCAAGGGUGGUGUUGUGUGGUAUGGGGGCUGAUGAGCAGCUGGCUGGGUACUCCAGACAUAGGAAUGUAUACCAAGCUGGUGGAUUAGAAGCACUUAAUGAAGAGCUGGAGUUGGAACUGAGUCGUAUAUCGGCGCGAAACUUGGGCAGGGAUGACAGAGUGAUCACCGACCAUGGAAAGGAGUCCAGAUUUCCGUUCCUAGAUGAAAAAGUGGUCCAGUAUUUAGCAGGUCUCCCCACACACCAGAAGGCCUGUUUAGAUUUAUCUCGGGGUCUAGGUGAGAAAUUUCUGCUGCGUUUGUGUGCCGUGCAGCUACAGUUAAUGUCGACCUCCACUCUGGCAAAACGGGCUAUACAGUUCGGCUCCAGGAUUGCUAAGCUCGAGAACUCAAAGGAGAAGGCAACAGAUGUGUGUGAUAGACUAUGAUGAGAAUGUAUGUUGUGAGGCGCAUCGUGCGAAAAUGGGUAUUUUUGUGGCCAGUGAAGCUUCGAAAUAGGCUGCGGAACCGCGCUGUCUCAACAAACCAUGUCUGAUUAAAGUCUCACAUGGUUUAGUGGUCUAAUGAGCGGGCAUUAGACACGCCAGAGAAUACGGACGCAUCGGCUAUUGUGGGGUUACACUAGAAUAUGUCCUAAGGCCCAUUUUGGCACGGUGUGGCUGAUGUUGCUUGAAUGUAAUAAAAUUCAAAAUGCAUGUACAUUAAGAUGUAUUCUUGACCAUUAUUUUACGUCCACGUCUAUGCUGAUGUUUCUAAAUCCAAGCUAAAUGUUACGGACACAUUUAAUUCAAACUGGGAAAAAUGCAUUGUAGAAUUGUGAAACCAUUACAUUUAUAUUAAACACGAGUAAAAAUG
This is a messenger RNA of Dreissena polymorpha, 2387 nucleotides long. RefSeq names its product asparagine synthetase domain-containing protein 1-like. Lineage: Eukaryota; Metazoa; Mollusca; Bivalvia; Myida; Dreissenidae. The transcript is spliced from 16 exons. Bases 71 to 1960 code for a protein of 629 amino acids. Gene Ontology annotation, molecular function: asparagine synthase (glutamine-hydrolyzing) activity. The record is from RefSeq and is a predicted model, not a curated record.